This is a messenger RNA of Rana temporaria (common frog), 1088 nucleotides long. RefSeq names its product anionic trypsin-2-like. Gene Ontology annotation, biological process: plasminogen activation; smooth muscle cell migration. Lineage: Eukaryota; Metazoa; Chordata; Amphibia; Anura; Ranidae. The record is from RefSeq and is a predicted model, not a curated record. Gene Ontology annotation, molecular function: serine-type endopeptidase activity. The coding region runs from base 118 to 945 and encodes 275 amino acids. The transcript has 5 exons.
CAUGGGGACUGAUGGGUUUUGGCACAUUUAAUGCUCCCACUACCAGUACAUGCUUCCAAACCUCAUAUUCUAUCAUGUUAAUAAUUCAUGGAGUAAUCUAAGUUUUGGUUAAGUAGCAUGGUCUGUACAGAAUUGCUCUUGACAUCUGGAGAGAAAAUGCGUGUGCUUCUGCUGGCCGCACUGCUGGGGACGGCAGUUCUAUUUCCUCCAGUGGAAUCCUCCUCCAUUGGACGGAUCAUAGGGGGAGAAGAAUGUGUUCCGCACUCUCAGCCAUGGCAGGUGGCUCUGUAUUACUUUGAUAGGUUUAUCUGUGGCGGGAUCCUUAUAAAUGAGAAUUGGAUACUGACGGCAGCGCACUGCAAAUUGUCGAAUAUUCAGAUAUGCCUGGGGGAUCACAAUCGCGCGGCCUAUGAAGAAACCGAACAGUGGCGACAUGCCGUUAAGAUGUGUAACCACACCGGCUAUAACAGCAGCACCUACAACAAUGAUAUUAUGCUCCUGAAAAUGAAUUCACCAGUCGAGAUUAAUGACUACGUAAAACCGAUCGUCUUACCCACUGAGCCAGUGCCGGACAACAUCAUUUGUAACAUUUCGGGAUGGGGAUCCACCGUUUCUCCAGGAGAGACAUAUUCGGAUCUCCUCAUGUGCCUGAACGUCACCACGGUGCCUGCAAGUGACUGCCGGGGAUUUUAUGAAAAUGAUUUAAUAACCGACAACAUGCUGUGUGCGGGAAACCUUGAAGGCGGAGAAGACUCUUGUCAGGGUGACUCCGGAGGCCCCCUGUUUUGCGACUUAAUCUUACAAGGAAUCACAUCUUGGGGAGACCCUAUAUGUGGACAGCCAAACAAGCCGGGAAUCUACACCAAAGUGUUUAAUUACAUCAACUGGAUUAAAGAUAUCAUCCAGAACGAGCCCCCGGAGAUCUGCCUGGAAGUAUCUCGCUAGUAUGGAAGGCUAUUAAGAGGAGUUUUUCUGAUAAUAGCUUGCAAAGUCUAUUGGGAAAAAAAACCCUCAUAAAACAUUUUAUCUUCGGUCCUUGUGUGGUAAACUACCAAAUGAAAAUUGCUAUAAAUAAAUAAAAUAGUUAU